AGUGUUCUGAAACGGCGUUCAUCAUUUUCCAUCGCUGUGAUGAGCCAUAUGUGAUCUUCCUUAUAUAGAGUGAUGUUCCUCUUUAUUAGUCAGUCGCGCUUUGAUGGUGCUGAUGGACUGUACAGUGACGAGUUCUUGAUGGUGUUCGUGAACUGACUGCAGUGAUUUUGUUUACGGACGCUUCGCAAAUCCCACUGACCAUUUUGAAAUCAAUUUGAAAUAUUAUUAGGUGGUGUGUAGUUACUUUGAUAAUUUUGACUGUCAGAAUGACAAUUUGAUAUAUUUCACAAACAGUGUAUUAUCACAAGGAAAAACCAAGUGAGAAAGAACGGUGAAAUAAUAUUUCAGGUUCAGUUUUGUAAUGAUCUUGGUGUAUAACUGAAAGCAAAGAGAAAAAUAAACAUUAUAACAGAAAAACAAAAGUGAAUCAACUUCUCUUUUCGUAAGCAAGGAAAAACAGGAACUGAGGAACCGAUAUUCGUUUAGACCAUCAGCUGUACUUAUAAGACGCAUCCGAAUUGACUGAUGGCACAACUAGAAUCUGGCGUUACACCAAUGAACCAAGGUACGAAAAGGCAACAACAUUAAAAUUUACAUUCGAGAGGCCCGGAAGGGGCAUUUCUGUGUAACGCCCCAUCCCAACAGAACUCAUCAACGCUGUUCAAACUCCGCUGGGUGACUGACUGAGACACUGUCUUACAACGGCGCCCUGUAAAAUCCAGCCACUUCCAAAAUGUCAGCGAGACCUGGGAACAUCUCAAGUGGGGUGAAGGUAAUGGCGGUGAUCAUGAUAACUAUCACCACUCUCCUCGGGGAGGCGAGAACUGCCGAAGGUACGACUUGUCUUCCAGCUAGCGACAUCCACCCAUGCACUUGCAAGGAGAAGUCUAGAGGUCCAAGCGUCAUUUGCGAGAACGUCAACGAGACCGAGAUCAUGCAGAGCCUGAAGGUGCUGAAGAAGAGGUCGAACAUCAUCUACAGACUCAUGUUUAGGAGCUGCGACUUGCAGCGGGUACGAGAUUACCUAUUCUUGGGCCUCAACGUCGAACACCUGACCAUGAGCAGGAGCAACAUCAGCGUGGUGGAAGAGUCGUCUCUCAGGACGCUCGCUGGCACGCUGCAGACACUCGACCUCUCCUACAACAACCUGCACACGGUCCCAACGGCGGCCCUGGAACACCUUCAGAGUCUGUCCUUCCUCAACCUCAACUACAACAUGAUCAAAAUCCUCGGUCAGUCUGCCUUCUCCGGUCUUCGAGGUCUGGAGAGAGUGUCGCUGUACGAUAAUCAGAUGCAACAUAUUGAAGAGAACGCCUUCUCUGGGACGGGCGACAAACUGAUCCGCCUGAACCUUGGCAAGAAUCAUCUGGAGGAUGUACCCAAUUUGCAAGCUCUUUCGAAGCUCCAAGUGUUGACUCUCAGCGAAAACAGAAUAUCGAGAAUAAGGGUCGGGGAUUUUACAGGUCUGAACAAACUGGACAUGCUGAUGCUGGAGAACAACAAGAUCCGAUCGCUGGAGGGAAACUCUUUCAGCGAGCUCACUGCACUCAACUCUCUCAACAUCAAGCACAACGACAUCGCCAACAUCAGCGAACACGCCUUCGCAGGUUUAGAAGAUCACCUAGAGUGGCUGGAACUGGGACACAACCGUCUGACUGGCAUCCCUUCUCACGCCCUUCGAACCCUGCAGAAUCUGCGUCAGUUGGAUCUCGAUUCCAACAGAAUCGUCCACGUUCCUGAGGAUGCAUUUGAAGGAUACGGAGGAAGCAUAAAGUUCAUGAUGUUGAGUAGAAACAACAUCAAAGACAUUCCACCGAUGACCUUCUUCGACCUUCAUUCCUUGGAAUGGCUGAAGCUAUCGCAUAAUGACCUGAUCACGCUGUCGGAGGAAACGGUGCUCCCCAUCCUCGAUACUCUGACCAUGAUCGACGUUUCCAACAACCCGCUGGUGUGCAACUGCGAGUUGAUGUGGCUCAGGUCUUGGCUGAGGGACUUCAAGGACCGGGAGACCUACAAGUCCUUCGCUCAGCACAACUGCGUUCGCUCCAACGGCCAGACUGAGGACGUCAUGGAGCUCAGCGUGAAAGAGCUCGGCUGUCCGGAGUACAUCUCUCACACGAAGGAUGACAGCACCUGCCUCGCCACUACACCAAAGCUGACGGCUUUCAUGAUCGUGAUAGCGACGAAGUUGAUAUAAACUCUAGACCUAUCGAUUUCCUGCAACAAGCGGGACUGAGAAAUGUAUGCAAGAAAGAUUGGCAAAACAUGAAUAAAUCAGGUGGAAUUUUCAGUGAAUAUGAAAGGUUUGAUGAACAUUAAUAUUGAUGGUGGAGCAAUUCACAGUAGCGAGGUGUAAAUAGGAUCUUUCUUAGAUAGCGACCCCACCCCACCCCCACAAGGGUGUUCACCCGGUAUUUAUCCACCUUAGCGGCUUGUUCAGUACAAGCCCGUUGGGGGUGACGGUUAAGACAUGAACAGAACGCUGAAUAUCAUAAAUGACCCCCAAGAAAUAUUAGUCCUGGAUAACAACCCCCGAACUUUGCUGUGGGUCACUAUGUAGGAAAGCUCCAAUUUAUAUAUAUAUAUAUAUAUAUAUAUAUAU
Molecule: messenger RNA, 2602 nt
Organism: Macrobrachium nipponense
Lineage: Eukaryota; Metazoa; Arthropoda; Malacostraca; Decapoda; Palaemonidae
Product: insulin-like growth factor-binding protein complex acid labile subunit
Exons: 11
Coding region: 734-2197 (487 amino acids)
Molecular function (GO): protein binding
Source: RefSeq, a predicted model, not a curated record